AUGGAAGACACUUCUCAGAAGCGCAUGAGCGCUAUUCCCCGGCUGUCAAAGCUUCCCGUACCUAGACCAACUUCUCAAAUUCCAAAGCCCACAUCUGCUCUACCGAGACCGACAUCAGUCAUCCGUUCUUCACCGUCAAGGGAGAGCUUGGGUGGUGGUGAGCUACGGAAUCCAAGGCUUCGACCGUCCAUGUCAAGAGACCAGCUACGAACAAGUCAACCAGAUCUUCAACAGCGAGCUCAACGGCUACGACCUACUGCAUCAAGAGAUCAACUCGCUGCUCCCAGAUCAAGACAAACUUCCCUUAUCAACAGACCUCCUCCUAGCAGUCUAUCACCAGCAAAGCCCCCUCAACGAAUUACUUCCGCGGCUUAUCGACCGGUAGACUUAGAUGCCGAUAUUAUCGAGGAGCGAUCUACGACACCUGAAUGUGAUCCUCCAGGCGGAGCUGUUGGGCAUUUUGAGGGGAGCAUGUUUCCUCGUCAAUUGACCCUUACAAGAAGACCCUCGGAGUCUUUUGCUGUCUCACCCCUUUACGAUCCACCCAAUAAUAUCUUCAACCCCAACCAAUCGAGACCACGAACCGCUUCGACCGACGAAGAUGACAGAUCAGAUACAUUGAGCGCAAGCUCUCGCAAGGCAAGGCCUUCUCUUUCCGAGAGGACCAUCGAGACACUAGCCAAGUCCCCUGCUUUAAGGAAGACGUCAAACUUCUUUGAUCAGGGCGUACCAGGAGCUCGAGCUAGCAGUAGCACGCGCUCAAGAGCGGGCAGCAAUGCUUCUCGACCAGGCUCUAGCUAUGCUUCAGACUGUUCAUUGAGAUUAAGCCGUCCUGGCUCCAGCUCUGGCCAAUCUGACCAUGGUUUUCCGAACUUGAGAGCUUCAGUAGGCGGUUUUGCGCCGCUUGCCACCAUCGAUGGAACGCCUCGAAAACGGUCGGAUACUGUGAUAAGAACAACGCCUAAUUCGAGAGCGGGAGCAUCCAAGCCACCACCCUUUGCCAAUGAGGCAAGAAGCCCCAGUCCCGGCAAGACAACUAUCCCGACCCCAAAGUCGGGCUCUAAGUCUUUAGCUAUCCGCCCUGGAAGCUCAAAGGCUUCUGGCCCGGGCAUGUUGAAGAAGCCGUCUCUUCCUGCGCUAAACAAAGCUUCUUUGCAUAGCGCUAACCGACGUGGAUCUGUGAAUUCGACCUCAACUGCUUCCUGGGAUGGUACGAUUCCUUCAAGCGCCACCUCGUUGACAGGCGAGUCAGCUGAGCCUGGAUCACCACCAUCAGCUCGCAAGUCCUCAGCCGCUCUACGUGAGCAGAUCGCCAAGGCAAAGGCUGCGAAACGAGCACAAAUGAAGCAAGCUGCUGAGCUCUCGCAAACAGCCGAAGGAGAAGAGGCGCCAAUCAUUCCCCAUGACACGGGUUUCGACUUUGGCGUCAACCAUGACGAUCCUUUCAACCUUCGCCAAGGAGAAGAUCCCAAGAAGAAGGUCCUUCAGAACCGUGUCAGUGCUGCGAGAACAAGUGGACGGCUUAACAUCGCCGCUCUACACUUGAAGGAGAUUCCUAUCGAGGUCCUCAAGAUGUACGAUCUGGAGAGUAUCGGUACCUUUGACGGUAGUUGGGCUGAGAGCGUCGACUUGACGCGUUUGGUCGCUGCGGAUAAUGAGCUUGAGGAGUUGGAUGAUUUCAUCUUUCCUGAUAGCGAGCCCUCGUCUUUCGACGAGGCUCAAGCUGCUCAGGGCAAUAUCUUUGCUGGUUUGGAGACUCUGGAUAUGCAUGGCAAUCUUCUCGUCAAUGUCCCUCUGGGCUUUCGUCGGUUGACUUGCCUCACAUCCCUGAACUUGGCUUCGAAUCGUCUCACAAACAACAGUCUUGAUACCAUUUCGCAAAUGACCUCUUUGCGCGACUUGAGGCUCAGCAACAACCUCUUUUACGGCCCUCUGAACCCCGCUCUGGCGAGUCUGAGUGAGCUCGAAAUUCUCGACGUGCACAACAAUAACAUCUCUGCGUUGCCUACCAAGAUCGAGAAUAUGUCUCGCCUUCGAAUCGUGAACCUGAGCGAAAACAGCUUCGAAUCUUUGCCUUUCGACAGCCUUGCUACCCUGCCCAUUACUGAACUUAACGUCAGAAAGAACAAGCUCAAGGGUACCUUGAUUGAGGAGCCCAUUGGAUGCUUGCCUCAACUACACACACUAGAUGCUUCCGCGAACCAGCUGGAGCGACUAGUGCCCUUAGGUUCCGCUAUUGACUUGCCCGUUCUGCACUCUCUGUCACUUUCCAUGAACAGAUUGCAGGGACUGCCUGAUAUGACUACCUGGUCAAACCUGUUGACACUUUCAGUGGAGGAGAACUCUAUCUCAGGAAUUCCUAACAGCUUCAUGGGUCUCGAGAAGCUUCGUCACGCCGAUUUCUCUAGCAACGACAUCCGAGUGAUUCCUCCCGAGGUCUCCCGUAUGGACAACCUCACUAUGAUUCGACUCAGCGGAAACCCUCUCCGCGACAAGAAAUUCCUGUCUAUUACUACGGAAGAGCUCAAGGAUGUUCUCGCCAACCGCCUAGAACCUCCCCCUCCGUACCAAGAACCUGCCAGUCAAGGUAUUCUCGAUGUGCUGAGAGAUGCUAAGGAUGCUGAUGCUAAACCUUACGAUGAGGAAGAUUGGCAGUCAAAUGAUAGCUUUGCUACACCUCCCACGAGCCCUAACCGAUCGCGUUCGCACACUGUUUCGAGUCGACGCUCCAGAUCGCACACUCUGUCCAACCAGUCCUGGCCUGUGAAGCCCGGUGGUAUUUUGGAUCGAUCCCAAACCGAGUCAUCGUCGCUCCACCCUGUCGUUUGCUCCAAGGUUGCUGCUGAACACACCGUUCGUCAAAUCUUCCUUCAGAACAACCUUUUUGCCACACUGCCCAACUCACUUAGCUUCUUUGCUGAGACAUUGACCGCUCUGUCUCUGUCGCAUAACAAGUUGGUAGGCGAAGCAUACCUGACUGAGGAGCUGGAGCUGUUGGCUUUGAGGGAACUCAACCUGGCAUCAAACCACAUCACCGGUCUUGGCGCGCUCACCAAAUUCCUCCAUGCGCCUGGCCUGGAGAAGAUUGAUGUUACAAUGAACCGCAUCAACGCCCUCCCAACAGACCUCAAAGAGGUCUUCCCCAACCUCAACGUCUUGCUAGCAAGCAACAACCACAUCGUCGAGCUCGAACCCGACAUGAUCAAGGGCAUCAAGACCGUUGAUGUAAGCAACAACGACAUCUCCCACCUCAACCCCCGCAUCGGCCUUCUCGGAGGACCAGGUGGCCUCGAGAGGUUCGAAGUAUCAGGCAACCGAUUCAGGGUCCCUCGAUGGAACGUGAUUGAGCGCGGCACAGAUGCUACUCUGCGAUGGCUACGGGGUCGUGUGCCGGUUGCUGAGAUGGGCGCUUGGCAGGGAGAUACGGAUGAGAAUGAUGUAGAUUGA
Messenger RNA from Fusarium coffeatum, 3447 nucleotides. RefSeq lists its product as uncharacterized. Gene Ontology annotation, molecular function: protein binding. NCBI's taxonomy places the organism in Eukaryota, Fungi, Ascomycota, Sordariomycetes, Hypocreales, Nectriaceae. The record is from RefSeq and is a predicted model, not a curated record. Bases 1 to 3447 code for a protein of 1148 amino acids. The transcript is spliced from 2 exons.